Camellia sinensis is the source of this 959-nucleotide messenger RNA. NCBI's taxonomy places the organism in Eukaryota, Viridiplantae, Streptophyta, Magnoliopsida, Ericales, Theaceae. The record is from RefSeq and is a predicted model, not a curated record.
UUUUCUGAGCUAGAAUUUAGUUGUUAAUUCCCCAAUGGUUGUGGGUUGUGCAGGACACCCACUGUCAAUCUUGGAUGGGAUUUUCAUGGCUAUCAAGGAUGAUAUAGACUGCUAUCCUCAUCCAUCAAAGGGUGCAACGACGUGGUUUCAUGAGGUGCGCCCUAUUAAAAAAGAUGCAGUUUCUGUAUCAAGGUUACGUAGCUGUGGUGUUAUUUUUGUUGGAAAGGCAAAUAUGCAUGAAAUGGGUCUAGGAACAACAGGAAAUAAUGCAAACUAUGGGUAAGAUUCCAUGUAGUAGCUAUGUAAACAAAGAGAUAAAUAUGAUUUCAGUGUUCGACAUGCAUGCAUGACAAGGUGACUGCAGAGAUUGUUGAAUGGAGAAAUAAGACUGUUAUAUUCAGCGUAUUACCUGCUGGUAGCGCGUUAGCUUUACAAAGGCUACUUAAUUUAUAACGUAUCUUGCAUCUUAGAAUUAUAUUUGAUUUAUUUAUCUGCUUAAAAUUGCUUUAUACCCCGAUGUUUAAGUCUUUGCAAUGUUCUUAGAAUUAUUUAAAUGGACCCCACAUAACAAUGGUGCUUCAUAUACUGAACAUGUUAGAUUUUUAGUUUGGAGAAAUAUCUCAGCAUAUUGCCUUUUGUUUGCACGUUAUUCUUGGAAAACUUAUAUUAUCAAAUGUCUUGCGUCCAAUUAUUAUUUAUAUGAUUUACUGGUUAUCCACUUUUGCAUAUAUGCUAACCUCAUGAGCCACAUAAGUUAUAACUUAAGUGAUUUUUUUUGACAGAAUAAAUAUAUUGUUUGGACAUAAAUGGCCAAGAUUAUGUUUAUCUUAUAUAAUUUGAACCACGGUUGGCUUAGUUCCUGAUUUUUUGUUUCCAGUUAAAUGAACCUAUUAUUAAUAAAAGUGAUUCAUUGGCUUUAGAUCUUGCUUACAUGAACUUAAAUCGUCUCACAUUAUAGU